UUAUCACCACAGCAGAAACAAUCAUCCAGUUUUAGAUCUCUAAUCUUUAGAACACAACCCAAAGGAAAAAUCUUGCCGUUAUUUUCCAAUGGAUCACUCCUCUAUUCAUUUGUUGUCCCACCUUCACCUUCAGGCCUUGUGGACUUCUUUGAUUAUUAUUGUAGUUUUUUGCAUAACCUUUCUCAAAGGCUUUGGUCCUCACUUGUUUAAAAGAACCAAGAAACAAAAACUACCCUUACCCCCCGGUCCCAAACCAUGGCCUAUAAUCGGUAACCUUCCUGAAAUGGUUGCAAAUAGGCCUACGUUCCGGUGGAUACAAAAAUUAAUGAAUGAAAUGAACACCGAAAUUGCAUGUAUCCAACUAGGAAAUGUCCAUGUUAUUCCCGUGACUUGUCCCACCAUUGCUUGUGAAUUCUUGAGAAAACAAGAUGCUAAUUUUGCUUCUAGACCCACAAGCAUGACCACUACUCUUAUUAGUCGCGGAUAUCUCACCACAACCCUUGUACCCUUUGGGGAACAAUGGAAGAAAAUGAGGAGAAUUGUUGGUAACGAUUUGUUGUCCACCACCUCCCACCAACGACUUGAAUAUAAGAGGGUUGAGGAAGCCAACAACCUUGUAUUUCACAUCUACAACAAUUGCAAAAACAAUAUUGCGAAUGGUAAUAAUAAUGUUGGCCUUGUGAACGUGAGAGAUGUCGCACAACACUAUUGUUGCAAUGUGAUGAAGAAAUUGAACUUUAGUAGGAGGUACUUUGGGGAGGGUAAGAAGGAUGGAGGGCCUGGUAGUGAGGAAGUGGAACAUCUUGAUGCCAUUUUCACAAUGCUUAAAUACAUUUAUGACUUUAGAGUUUCUGACUAUGUCCCUUGCUUGAGGGGACUUGACUUAGAUGGUCAUGAGGGCAAGGUGAAGAAGGCCAUAGAAACUGUGGGCAAGUAUCAUGAUCCCAUCAUUGAGCAGCGAAUCAAAGAAUGGGAUGAAGGGUCCAAAAUUCAUGGAGAGGAUUUCCUUGAUAUCCUUAUCUCACUCAAAGAUGCCAACAAUAACCCGAUGUUGACUACACAGGAAAUCAAGGCACAAAUCAUAGAAUUGAUGAUGGCAGGGGUGGACAACCCAUCAAAUGCAGUCGAAUGGGGUCUUGCAGAGAUGAUAAACCAACCCAAGUUGCUUCAGCGCGCAACAGAAGAAUUGGACAAGGUAGUGGGGAAAGAGAGACUGGUCCAAGAAUCCGACAUUUCAAAGCUCAACUACAUAAAAGCAUGUGCAAGAGAAGCUUUUCGUCUUCACCCUAUUGUGCCUUUCAAUGUUCCCCAUGUCUCUAUCAAAGACACAAUAGUUGGAAACUACCUAAUCCCAAAGGGUAGUCACAUAUUGUUAAGUAGACAAGAAAUUGGGCGAAACCAAAAAGUUUGGGGUAACGAAGCUCACAAGUUCAAGCCAGAACGUCACCUGAUAAUGAAUAAGAGUGAGGUUGUUGUUUUGACGGAGCCAGAUUUGAAGUUUAUUUCGUUCAGCACGGGACGACGUGGUUGUCCAGCUAUCAUGCUUGGUACCACAAUGACUGUGAUGCUAUUUGCUAGGUUGCUUCAAGCCUUCACUUGGACUGCACCACCCAAUGUGUCACGUAUCAACCUUGCUGAGAACAAUCAUGAUAUUCUUCUUGGCCACCCACUUGUGGCACUAGCAAAACCAAGAUUAACACCAGAGCUUUAUGCCAUGCACGACAAGUAGUAUUUGUCUUUUUUUUUCUUUUAUUCAUAAGAAUUAAAUACGGUAUCAAGAAAUGCUAAUAGUAUCAAAUCUGGAUUGUUUAUUUUAAAUUAUAUAUUUUGAAAAAAAUAAAAAUAAACAUUUGGUUUUA
Glycine soja is the source of this 1859-nucleotide messenger RNA. Its product is annotated as isoleucine N-monooxygenase 1-like. The record is from RefSeq and is a predicted model, not a curated record. Lineage: Eukaryota; Viridiplantae; Streptophyta; Magnoliopsida; Fabales; Fabaceae. The coding region runs from base 89 to 1729 and encodes 546 amino acids. Gene Ontology annotation, molecular function: oxidoreductase activity, acting on paired donors, with incorporation or reduction of molecular oxygen; heme binding; iron ion binding. The transcript is spliced from 2 exons.